UACGGACGUCUGAAAAUAUCUAAACACAAAAAUAAUUUAAAAUACUUAAUUAUUUGUAAUUUUUGAUUUAACGUAAUAAGAUAAAACUUUAAAAACUACAUAUACAGCUGAUUACAAAAAAAUAAAAAUGAUAAUUUUAAAAAUAUUCUACACACUUUUAAGUUUGAAAACUUGCUUUGGUGUUCUUUAUCAUUUGAAUGAUUCAGAGUAUGAUCACAUGCCACCAAUUUAUGACUUGGAUAAAUAUGAAUCAUGUCUUCAGAAAGACAAAGGUGUCUAUUGUACGGGAAAAUUUGAAAUAUUCGCAGAUCAACCUAAUGAACUUAUGACACUUAUAAACGAAUUUUCUGCUCAUACAGCUAAACAUUAUAACCACAGUCUUAUAGAAAGAGGAGUGUGUAUUAGUAAAAGAUGUCCAAAUUUACUCAAAAUCCGUAACAUAGAAGAGACAGAUGACCUAAAAGAUGUCCUUGAGGCAUGCGUUAAUGAAAGCAUAUGGAAUGAGUAUGGAUUGCAAGCAAAAGUGAUAGAUAAAUACGCUUGUGACCGACAAGGAGAAGUACUGGAAAAGGAUAUUUACGACCAGAUCUUUUUGUUCAUAAUUGUAAUAUUAGUUAUGUUGAAUGUAGUCGGAAGCAUCAUAGAUGUCUACGAACAGAGGCAACAUCGUGAAAAGAAUAAUAAUUAUGGCAUUAAGUAUUAUUUAUUAUGCUUUUCGAUAUUACGAAAUUGGAAAUCAUUACUUUCUACUGACUCAGAAGGGGACCCUAGGUUACGAAAACUUAGGGGUUUGCAUGGCGUAAAAUGUAUCGUCAUGUAUUUAUUCAUUGUUGGUCAUGUAUUUUAUUUGUUCCACGCAUUUAUUGAUAAUACUCACCAAUUUGAAAAGUUUUACGAAUACACCUUCUAUAGAAUGCUAUUUAAUGGAAUGGUAUCAGUACAAAUUCUGUUCACAAUAUCAGGUUUUUUAUUAGCAUAUCAUUUGCUGUUGGAAUCUGAAAAGAGGCCAAUAACUUGGAAACUAGUACCUCAAAUUAUUAUACAAAGGUUAUGGAGGAUUUCUUCAGCAAACGUACUUUUUGUACUAUUCUCAGCUACUUUGAUUCGUCAUUGGGGUUCGGGACCACUAUGGAAGUCGUACAUCAAUAACAAAAUGUCAGGCGAUUGUCGAAAAUACUGGUGGUCACAUCUGAUCUUCAUAAAUAACUACAUAUCUGAUAACAAAUUCUGCGUUGUUCAAAAUUGGCAAUUGGCGGCAGAUGUACAGCUAUUUAUCCUCGGGCUAUGUGUUUUCGUCGGCACGAAGACUAGAGGUAGACUGAUGAUGAUGGGUCUCUUGAUGCUAUUGGGAAUGGCAUCUUUGGCCCUCCAUAUAUGGUGGAAUGACUUGGAUGCCUACAUGUUAUUGAUUCCUGAGAUCUACAGAACCUUUGAUUUGAAGUCGUACGAGGUGCAUAAAUACACUCACGUGAAUAUUCCUGGAUUCAUAAUCGGCAUGAUGACCGGCCAAGUUUUAUAUCACAUGCAGAAAAGACAAGUUGAUAUUUCAAAAUACAAGAACACGCUUAAUAUGAUAAGUCAUGCUAUGAUUCCGUUAAUCAUGGUGCUCUUCUACUCUGGUUCUUACUUUUACGAAGACGCUGAACGAGCUUCCCUAGGAGUCAGAAUUGCAUAUGGAGUGGCUUAUCGACCAACGAUGUCACUUCUGACUGCCUUUAUUAUAGUUGCUAUGGCGAUGCGUUUUAGUGACUUUUGGUGUGAUCUCUUAGAGUGGGAAGGAUGGGUGGUACCUGGCAAGUUGACAUACAGCGUGUCCCUGAUCCAUGUGUUCUACAUCAUCAUCCUGUUUGGCUCAAGAACCCAGCUGCUUCAACUCACUGCUCUUAAUCAUGGUUUGGCGCACGUAGGCGUUGCAGUACUGUCGUACCUAACAGCAAUACCUUACUGUUUACUAGUAGAAGCUCCUCUCAACAGAGUAAUGAAAGCCAUCGCUAAUGGAAAUGUUCAUGCGAAGAAAGCUGAUUGAACAAGACAAAAAAGAAAAACAUAGAGUGAUCAAAAGAAAGACUGUCUCUUAGACAUAUUUCAGAAGCAUUAGUCCUAAAGCUUCAAUUUCCCGGCCCAGUAGUGUGUGAAUGAAAUACCGGGGAAUUUUGAUAUCGAGUAGACAAAUUGGUCCUCAUCAAAUCAAUAAUAUAACCUGCAAAGUACAGUGAAUUUAGGUUUAUUUUUAAAUUGGUAAUUCGUUGAAAAAUGCGCAUUCUUUUGUGAAUGACGCGAUUGUUUUGUGACGCACAUUAAACCUGCGUUUUGGAGGGGGAUUGAGAAGCGAAUCGUGUGGUGAAUUCAAUAUGCUGACACUAUACCCACGAAUGAUCACGCAGCACAGCAAACACUCUAUUGACUUAUAGAUGCUUUUAGUAAAAACCAAGUAAGCGCCUUUUUGACAAAUCACAUUCUCACGUGAUUCUCUUCCACAAAACCUCGAUUUCUUUCAAUUUAUUUUAAUCCAGGUAAAAAUUGAAAAUUCAAAAAAUCUAUUGCAAGGGUGUUAACAAGAAUCACAUGAGAAUGUGAUUUUUCAAAAUGGCGCCUACUUGGUUGACAAGUACGGCCACGAGCAUUAAUAUGUAUACACUUUGGUACCAUGUCACAUUAACUUUUUUGACAAAUUGAACUGUUAAGUCUCACUAAUUGGCAAUUAUAUGUAAGUGUGAUAGGGUUCUAAAGUGGGUACAGGUGAUGCUCAUUACUGUAUGCCGGAUCUCUAUACACAAGUUUUUGAAUGACCCAGUAUUUUAACAAUUAGAUAAAAUAAGGUGAUAAGUAAUUUAAAUAUAUAAAAUAAGUGCGAUAAGAAAAUAAUAGUCAUUAUUUAGUUAAGUUACUACUUAUUUUACUAGUUUGAAAGUAAGACGCUCUUUCAAAAGGGCAACUUAAUAGUAUAUUGCUAAAUGUGAUAUGAAAUGUGUGUUGUAUUGUUAUAUGAAGACAGUAUUAUAAUAAUGCUGAUGUUAUGUUUUGUGUCAAUAUGGGUUCCUGUUAGUAUAAUAAUAUUUCAAGGAAUGCGUAGAGAAUUAGUUUCAUGGUAAAUUAAAAUACUUAGUUAAUUAUGAAGGUACUGAUUACAAAUUAAAUAAAUUAUCAUUAAACUCAAGUCUUUUAUAGUUUUAUGUGAUUAUUGCCCGACUAUGGCGUAGCCAAAUGGAGGGUUAUGUGUUUGACUGAUAUGUAUGCAUGUACGCAUGUUAUUUAUGUGCAUAUGCAC
Messenger RNA from Pectinophora gossypiella (pink bollworm), 3268 nucleotides. Its product is annotated as nose resistant to fluoxetine protein 6-like. The record is from RefSeq and is a predicted model, not a curated record. The coding region runs from base 128 to 2026 and encodes 632 amino acids. The transcript has 12 exons. Lineage: Eukaryota; Metazoa; Arthropoda; Insecta; Lepidoptera; Gelechiidae.